This is a messenger RNA of Hippocampus comes (tiger tail seahorse), 1389 nucleotides long. It is a transcript of the gene them4, whose product is annotated as thioesterase superfamily member 4. Lineage: Eukaryota; Metazoa; Chordata; Actinopteri; Syngnathiformes; Syngnathidae. The record is from RefSeq and is a predicted model, not a curated record. Bases 602 to 1387 code for a protein of 261 amino acids. The transcript has 6 exons.
AAAAUGUUUUUUUUACUUUGAGAAUAGCUAUCCUGGAAUAACUAGACUGCAAUUUGUACUUUAAUUCACAAAUUAGCGAUUAUGCCCGCUCCCUCCCCAUUAUGUUCGAUAAAAUUAGUUUUCCAUUUCGUCUCAUGUCUGUCAUUCCACACAGAUAAAUGUUCACUUGCCUUUCGGUACAACACUACAAACUACAACCACAAUCAUAUAUUUUUUUCUUGUUUAGUAUUCGUUCUGUUUUUUUUCUUUGUUAUUUUAAACAAUCAAAACGUUACUCACAAAACACAUAAGGCACAUUUGUUUACCUGGCGUACACAUUACGUCACAAGAACUCUUUCAUCCAAACACGAGGUGGGGAUGAACACGUGAGCUGACGUAAGCCUUACGUCGGCGGAAGUUGACAAGGGUGAACCAGUUUUAUUGAAAGUCAUCUAUUUUACAUCAGGUUGUUCCGAUGUUUUGCCACAGCCGGACACAAACGCAUUAUUAAAAUAUGCUUACGGUAAAUGACUUAUCGGCCGUUGAACGUUUUUGGUUAGCUCCGUUUUAACGCCGAAAUUCCCUCAAUUUAGACAUUUAUGACCAAGACUCUGUACGACUGAUGCAGCCCCUCGUCAUGUCGAAGAUGGCGAGAAGCCUCUUACGACUGUUGACGGGCUGCCAGCGCCUUGCUUCAUCUCCAUCCGUGUGUCUUCAUUUCUGCCGUUCGUCUACCGGUUUGCCAUUCGGAAGCAGCUUUGUGCGGAGUAUGGUGGCACUGCCAUUUUCCUUUUCCCUGAAGCCUCGGGACUUCAGCCUACCCAACUCCUCGUGGAGUGCAGAAAUGAUGCGCUUGUAUGACUUCUACAACAGCCAAUGUGAGCCGGAAAAUGAAUCUGGAGAGAAACAAAGGGGACCUUGGAGGAGAGUGCCCAGCUACAAUCGGACCCUCAAGUAUGCCGCAGGAGGAGCCUAUCUCAGCAAAUUAAUCCAGUCCAAAAAUCGUCUUUUCACCCGAAGCAUCAAAACCACAGGAGCUGCAUUUGAGUAUGUCAUGUUUAUUAACAAAGAAGAGCAGAGAUGUGUUUGCAUUUUCCAGGCUGGACACCUGCUGGAGGGCCCUCCAGGGCAUGUCCACGGGGGGGCAAUCGCCACUAUGAUUGACUCUGUCACAGGCGCUCAUGCAACUUUCCUGUCUGGACCAGUCAUGACAGCCAAUCUCAACAUCAAUUACCGCAGCCCCAUCCCGUUGGGAAGUACAGUGAUACUCGAAUCCUCCCUUGACAACAAGGAAGGUAGAAAAACAUUCAUUUCCUGUAAAGUGACCAGCACUGAUGGUUCCAAGCUGCACACUGAGGCAACAGCACUCUUCCUGUCUAUCAAAGUCGGCCAUUUAUUGGGAAUGUGACA